Molecule: messenger RNA, 1422 nt
Organism: Ilex paraguariensis (yerba mate)
Lineage: Eukaryota; Viridiplantae; Streptophyta; Magnoliopsida; Aquifoliales; Aquifoliaceae
Source: the annotation of a GenBank genome assembly
AUGUCGAAAAUUACAGUCUGUGCACGAUUCAGACCGCUAAACUCGAAGGAGAGAAGAGAUCACGGAGAUAGCAUCUGUAUUGAUGCCCAAGACGAUGAGACCUUCUCUUUCAAGGAUGAUAAGGAAGACGAGCAUACGUUUAGCUUUGAUAGGGUGUUCUAUGAGGAAUCUGAACAAGCCGAUGUCUAUCAGUAUCUCGCUCUCCCUAUUGUUAUAGAUGCUGUUAAUGCAAUAAAUGGGACGAUAAUCACAUAUGGACAGACUGGAGCAGGCAAGACAUAUACCAUGGAGGGACCCUGCAUUACAGAUUGUCAUGAGCAGAAGAAAGGAUUACUACCAAGAGUAGUGGAUGGGCUUUUCAAGGCCAUUGAACUUUCUGAUGACCCAACCUCGUACAAGAUAAAAUUGUCCAUGGCAGAGAUCUAUAUGGAGAAAGUAAGGGUGAAAACAGGAAAGUUGAUUCUCGUGGACUUGGCGGGAUCUGAAAAAGUUGAGAAGAGUGGAGCAGAAGGGAGAGUCCUUGAAGAAGCAAAGGCCAUCAAUAAAUCUCUUUCGGCCCUAGGCAAUGUAAUAAAUGCUUUGACGUGUGGUCCACAGGGUAAAACAAAUCAUAUUCCAUAUCGUGAUUCUAAGCUUACCCGGAUCUUACAAGAUGCUCUUGGUGGGAAUUCCCAAGCUGCAUUACUGUGUUGUUGCUCACCAAGCCCAUCAAAUGCAUCAGAGAGCAUGUCCACCCUUCGCUUUGGGGCAAGAGCAAAGCAUAUAAAGUCAUCACUCCGCGUCCAAUGCAAGGAAGAUAAAUUUGACAAAACCCAUGGGCCUACCUCUUUGCCUAAAGAUGAGACAUGUCAGAAAAUCCUAGACAAGCUGAGAGGGAAACUGGAUGUUGAUGUUAUGGAGUUACUGGAGGAAUUGUUUAUAGAAGAGGGGAUUUUCAAUGAUUUCAAUUCAGAUGAGGAAGUGGAAUCUGCUUUCAAAGAUGUUACAUCAAGAACUAUAUCCUCUUUGCAACAAGCUGUGGAAGAGCUUCUGGUUACUGUUGAGGAGCUUGAGGGGGAGAACAAAGCACUCAAAGCCAGAGUGGAAGCUGCUGAACGAUAUGAUGCGCAUUGGAAAGAGGCUAGAGAAAAUCCAAGCUUUCUGCAUAGGAUUCUAGGCAUCAAUGGUUUCAUCUCCUGGUUUGGCUCCUUCUUUCAUAUCUAGGGGGAAAGAUGACUGAAUGUAAUGUUAGUUUCUGUACAUGCACAAAACUGACUCAUUGGUUCUACCUUGAAAUCACCAUCACUGUGAAUACCUCUGCAUCAUCCAAUCCAAUACCUUGGACAUCGUUGGCAAUUUCAUGUUGAAGUUUAGGACAUGAGACAAUAUUCUUUUGUCUUCAUUGGUUCUCCCAAUCUUCUGUUUCCCUUUCUUAUCUUUGUG